UGAAUGAGAUAUCUGCAGAAAUCUGUGCAUAACUGGUGUGAUGUAGUUUAUAACAAGAUUCUUAUAGACAUUAAUUGUAAUAAAUAUUUAUUAUUCUUUUGUUCAUAAAACUUAAUUCAAUUAUCAACACACCGUCGAAAUAAUUAGAUCCUCAAAGUUAAUGUAUGUACUAUGAACCGUUUGGAUGAUCCUCCGGGUCUCAUGAAAGGCAGAAAACCAUCCUUCAUUGGAAUGAACGGGGGUCCAGAAACAGAUGAUCAACAACGUUUACGAUUUCAGGUUGAACUUGAAUUUGUUCAAUGUCUUGCUAAUCCAAAUUACUUAAAUUUUCUAGCACAACGUGGCUACUUUAAAGAUUCAACAUUCAUUAACUAUCUUAAGUAUCUAUUAUACUGGAAAGAACCAGAGUAUGCAAAAUACCUGAAAUACCCUAUGUGCUUGUACUUUUUAGACUUAUUGCAAUAUGAACACUUUAGAAGAGAAGUAGUAAACUCUCAGUGUACCAAAUUUAUAGAUGACCAACAGAUAUUGUUGUGGCAACAUUAUACCAGACGUAGAACAAGACUAUUGCAGGCUGCAGCAGAACAAACACAACAUGUGAAUCCUCAGAACAAUGAAUCUGAUUUUGGACGAGUGAUCCUGAAACCUGAAUAGCUGUUUAUAAAUGUUUACACUGUUUAUACUUCAAGACAAUGGAAAUGAUGGAACAGCAUUGGAGGAAUGGAUAUAGCCAUAGUAAGUCGCCUACUUUAUUUUGUUACAAAAUUUGUUUGACUUUGGAAUAUUCUGUAUAAAUAUAAU
Dufourea novaeangliae is the source of this 801-nucleotide messenger RNA. It is a transcript of the gene MED31, whose product is annotated as mediator of RNA polymerase II transcription subunit 31. Gene Ontology annotation, biological process: regulation of transcription by RNA polymerase II. The transcript has 4 exons. Bases 172 to 654 code for a protein of 160 amino acids. The record is from RefSeq and is a predicted model, not a curated record. Gene Ontology annotation, cellular component: core mediator complex; mediator complex. NCBI's taxonomy places the organism in Eukaryota, Metazoa, Arthropoda, Insecta, Hymenoptera, Halictidae. Gene Ontology annotation, molecular function: transcription coregulator activity.